UGUAGUGUUUUAAUGUCAAAGCGAGCGGAGACGAUUGUAUAGAUAGAUACCCUGUGGGCUACGCACUAUGGGGAAGACGGGCGGAUUCCUCUAUUGAAGUCCAGUAAGUGCGGCUGGGAAGGAUUUUCACCACAGCCCGGCAAGUGGGCGGGCUUUCCUACAAUGAAGGGCUGGCCUCUGUAAACAAAUGUCGCACUCGCGUCCCUAGCAACCACUGGCCCGCUCUUUUCUGCUACCACGGGGGCGUGUCUCUCCGCCUGGCAACAUUUUUCACACACUCAUUGGCCGAGGGACCCACCGGUCAUCUGACAUCAACACCCGAUUGGGCGGCACGUUCAAACCUUUGCAGUUCCGCCUUUUCCGCCACACAGCGCGCUGCCUGUCUGUGGGAAGGAUGACAUAAGAGGAAACAUUUUUAGCAAUGCAAGCUUCAGUUGUACCACGUUCCCCUAGUUCUCCAUUGCACAGUAUUUCUCUGCUAAGCAAGUCUUUUCCCCAACUUCCUAACCCACGAAGGAGAAGACAUGGGGGAAGAACCAGGGACCCCUGGAAUACAGCCAGCCUUACUGGUGACGAUUGGAGCUCUUACAGUCUGUCUUCAACUGCCAGUAACAUCCUACUUCGCUCACCCCUGGAUCCUGCCAGUGGAAUACCCACGCCAGAUGAUACCAUACACUCAUUGCCCUCGUGUGCACGAAGUUCCAGCAGAGCUGUGCUCACUAUCAGUCCCAAGACAACACAGAUUUUAAUGGCCAAUGAUAAAGCUUGCAGGCUUUUUGGAUAUAGCAGUCUCGAGUUAAUUGGAAUGAGUCUGUCCAGUCUGAUUCCUGCAUCCAGCCACAGGAUCUCAGAGGUUUUAGAGGAGGAGCUUACCGAAGCUGAUGGCAUUUCCCGGGUACCUGGAGAAGUGGUUGAAGCAGUGCGAAAUGGAGGUUCUGUGGUCAUGCUGCGAUUGUGGAUACGCAGAGUUCAGAGCCAAUGUAUUUUGUUCCUGGAGACCGCACAGACUAUUACAACUGUUCUUUCAUUUCAGCAAGAUGGGCGAAUUGUUUCCUGCGAUCUAUCCUGUGCACAGCUUUAUGGCUAUACAGACUCGGAGGAGGUUCUAGGGCAACACAUUACAGACUUGAUGCCAUCAGUUCAAGUUCCCAACCAUAAAAAAGAGAUGUCACAGAGCAUCCAGCACCAGAAUGUUGUGGGCAUGUCACGUGAUGGUGUCACGUUUCCUCUUAGUCUGACUCUGAUAGAAGACUUUGCUGAAGGUGUAUCUUCAGUUGAAGAAUACUAUGGCAGUAUAACUGUCCUGUCCUCUAUCAGUGGCCUGAUCACCCUUCUUCCUGAUGGAUCCAUCAAAGGCUUAAAUGGAACUUUGUCACGCUUUUUGUUUGGAUAUGACCGAACGCAGCUCCUGGGAAAGAAUAUUACCUUUCUUAUUCCUGGAUUUUACCAAUACAUACGAAGUGCUGAAGAAGAGUUGUCACUGCUGACACCACCUCAGGAUCUACGUGCUCCAGCCAGAUCAUGUGAGGUUCUCUACCGUAGUGUGCCUGCUGCAGAGACAUCUGUACAGAGAUGCAAAUCUGAUGAUCCUUUGGAAGGAGUUCAGCAUCCUGCUUGUCGUAUUGUAGUGAGCCCCUCAUCUCCUCAGUCUACAGGGACAGCUGUUGGGCCACACCAGUUUGCUUCCACAUCCUUUCCGGAUCAGUGCAGUCUGGGUAUGCCAGCAUGUUGCCUGUCUCCAGGGACUCCGACCCAGGAUGAACAGUGGGACAGAGAACCAGCAGUGAGGAAAUGCAUGCUACAUGACCUCCUUCCAGAGGUGGAUAUGGAACCUCUUACACACUGUUUGAAAGGCUUGAGCUUAACUGGAACUUACAAUCAGAAGAAAGCAAUGAAUGCAAAGUCGCUGAACCAUUCUCCAGAUGCCUGCCCUGGUUUGGAGCAUGACGGAAACAGCCCUUGUCAGCACUGCACCUCUAAGUCAAUAAACCCCCCACCUAAUCCUGCCCCAGUCACAGCCCAGGUGGCUCCAUUACUCAGCUGUUCUAGGUUUCCAUCAGUCACCCUUUCCAGAUGCACCAAGCCUUCUGAGAACUUGCAACAUGACACACCUUUACCAUCCAUAGAUGUUCCUGCAUCUAAUAAUUUCACUUGCACAGCCCAAGAUGUGACUUGUAACAAGCCUCUCAUUUCAAAUCCCCCAUUAUGUCACAGUAGCCCAGUAACCACUAAACAAUCAUCUUUAAAGAGAAACUGCUUUAAAAACGCAGACCAUCCACCACAAAAUUCAUCCCUUCCCUUAUCUACACCCUGUCCUGAGCACAGUGCUGAGGAUGUGUAUGACGAAAUUAUCCCAUCCACCAACACAGACACGUUGUAUUCUGCACUACAGAGCCCUCUAUGUACACAUCUCUCAGCGGACUCUCAACCAGAACAAAAUAUCGAUGGGUUAGACUUUGACUUACCCAACAGAUCUCCAGAGAGACCUUCAAGCCAUAAUGGAACAGCAAAGCCUACUAGAGAAGAAUAUUCCCAGGUUACUUCUACCCCUGUAAGGAAUGGAUCUUCCUGUUCCUUGGUGCUAAAGUCUGCAAACCACAGCCAUGAUCUUUUUAGAACGUCCUCCUUUAAUAAUGGUGAAAUUAAAGACGGAAACUUCAGUGGAUGCUGUCAUCACCAAGAUGGCUCCAGACUCUAUAUUCAGUUUGAAGUUCAUUCUGUCCGUUCGUCCGGAUUACCUUUAUUUAAUGUUUGGGUAACAAAGGAUUUGAUGCAGAGCCAGAGAGAAGCAAUAGCCAGGGCACAGCUUCUGCUCUCCAGUUUGGCGAGUUCAUCACAGUCUUUGCUGGAGCAGUCAGAGCGAAGCCUUGGAGAGCUGAUCCGCAGCAGUGCUGAAGCUGGACAUUGCACUGAGAUCCAGGAUCUUCAGACACUGGGGGCCUGUGAUGGCGAGUAUGACCAACAGUAUGAGACGCUCUUCCCUCUUGGAAAAGGAGCUUUUGGCUUUGUAUGGUCCGCUAAACACCGAGAGGAUGCAAAGGAGGUUGUAGUAAAAUUUAUUCGAAAAGAUCGAGUGCUCGAUGACUGUUGGGUGCAGGAUCCUGAACUCGGGAGAGUAACGCAGGAGAUUUCUAUUUUAUCCAGGUUACAGCACCCUAAUAUUAUCAGGGUUCUGGGGGUAUUUGAGAAUGACACGUUCUUUCAGCUAGUGAUGGAACUAUAUGGCGAUGCUCUUGACCUCUUUGACUUUAUCGACAAUCAGCCAAAUUUGGAUGAACCACUUGCCAGCUAUAUCUUUCGACAGUUGGUAUCGGCAGUGGGAUAUCUACACAGUCACUAUAUUUUGCAUCGUGACAUUAAGGAUGAGAACAUUAUAAUUGCCCCUGACUUCACUAUAAAACUGGUUGACUUUGGCUCUGCAGCUCGUUUACAGCCUGGAAAGUUGUUUUCUACCUUUUGUGGUACCACCGAAUACUGUGCACCCGAGGUGCUGCUUGGCAAUCCGUAUCCUGGUCCAGAGCUGGAAAUGUGGUCUCUAGGUGUAACGCUCUAUACCCUCAUUUUUGGGGAGAAUCCUUUUUGUGAAGUAGAAGAGAUCUUGGAGGCUGAAUUAAACCCUCCAUUUGCUGUAUCCCAAGAAUUGCAAGACCUGAUUUCCAGUCUUCUUAAUCGUGACCCUGAGAUGCGCAUGACUCUUGAUGAGCUCCUCAGAGACCUGUGGGUGACACAACCUGUAAACCUUGCUGAAUAUACCUGGGAGGAGGUGUAUCCAACUGCUAGCUCCCAGAAAGAUGAAGGAUUGGAACAGUUUCCUGUCAACUACAGCACUGAAUGGAAUGGAGAAUUUGGGAAUCGAAAAGACUGAUGAAGAUGACUUCAGGAGAUACAUUUGAUAUCCAGAAGAAGCCAUACUGUAGAUUGUAUUACUUUUAAAGCAUUAUAACACAACUAUACUCAGAUUUCACUGGAACACAAAUAACAGACAAGUUACAAGAAAAGCUGUCGCUUAAAACCCCAUGCGGUCAGGUCACUAAAUCACAUACCACAAUAUUAUCAAAUGGCCUCAAACUGAACAACUGGUGCUUCACAAUUUCAAGUUCAUAGCAGUUGGUCAUUGAAGAAAUAUUUAUGGUUGGAACGGAAUCCUCUGUGUUCAUCCAGUGCAAAAUGUCAUACACUGAAAUGAAAAAAGGUUGUGACUACACGGGAAACCAGCCUCCUUUUGUACGCUCAUAUUACUGUGCCAUACUGGUUUUGUGCCAAAAUAAUAUAGGCUGGCUGCUACCAUAGGAUGCAGUAGGUGCUGCCAUCUGUAUGUGGCAUUAUUACCAAUGUAACUUGCAGAGAAUAAGUUCAGUUUUAAUUUCUGCUGCUUUUACUUUAAGAGACUGAUGAUAAGAUACGAAAACUUGUAUAGCUGCAAUUACUAUAGUUUGAAAAGAUACACAUAUUUCCUAACGGAUGCCUUUUUACAUAAGCAUUCACCAUGGUACAUUCCUACCUGUUAGCUUUGCUGUAAAUGCCUGUUAAUAACAAAAAUCUGCUAGUGCCAACUAUAAUAUACAAUAAUAAUAAUAGCCAUUGUGCGUUUAGAUUGAGUAUUCCAUGCUGCGUUUCAUCUCCGUCAUGAUGAUGCACUGGCACAGCAUGGCUUUGCUGAGUGGGCACAGACAUUAUUUUGAAUAUUUGGUUUAAGGGAUCAGCUAAUGUGCAUAUAAGCAGCCCUUCCAGCUUUAGAAAUAUAUAAGUAAUAGGUUCUAUUGAGCAAAGAGCUUGAAAAAUGAUUUAUAUUGGAGAAAACUGCAUGCAGUUUUUUUAGUAGCUGAUAUAUGCUCAGUAAUAUUGUUUGCGCCCAUUUACUUCCUUGUGAUGUAUUAACGUGUGUUAUCUUGCACAUUAACAUGCGUUAAGGCAUCCUAUUGAAAUAAAUGGAAUUCCAAUGCAUCCUAAUAUGCCAAAAAUCAGACAUGACCCUUAUAUUUGUAACGAGCAUCAUGCAUUUCAGCAUGCUGCAAGGCAGGUUUGUUCCCUUAGUGUAUUGCGGUGCCAUUCAAAAGAAAACUGCACCAUGAUGCAUGCUACCUGCAUUAACGUGCGUGUUGGUACUACCUGCUUUACCACAACACAAGUCUAAGUGGGCCCUAAAGAAUCACUAAAACAAGCUUUACCUUGAAUAAAGAACACACUGCUUCCCUGGUUGUCAUACUAAUCCACUGGCUUUAUUACUUUCCCGAGUUAGACAUAGAACAUUGCAGUAUGACGUUUGUUGCAGCCUGAGAAAGCCAGACACCUAGCAUUUGCAGCUGAUCAUCAGCAAUGAAAGUGUACACAUUUUUCAAUACAGGUUCCCUUUAAAAAUCCUUUCAAAUCCUUUCAAAGUAUGCAUGUAGAAGUUUGCAUACCCUGCAGGAAUGUGGAAUACUUCUACUGCAUUAACAUUUGAUGUGCAGUGUGCUUUUCAUGUGAUGGUGACCAUACAUGCUUUGCAGAAUGUUAAGCCAGAUCUGCAUAUUUUUUUUAAAGAAAAUGUUGGAGCCUUUGAAUCACUAUGACAGCCAGAGAACUCCUAUUUUCUGAAGGGAAGAUCAGUAAUGUCAGCUUGCUGUAAUAAAAUUAACCUCUUAUGGGCAGGUUCAUCUUUGGCAACACAUUGAGGUCAGUGUAAUAGAAAUUACGUGAUUGUCACUCGGAAGUUAAUCUAAAGGCCGUGUGAUACUAGUGAUCUUGUCACUUACAGUAGGAUUCCUAAAGCCUUGUACACACAAUCCAACAGGAAUUGUGUGAUGACAGGC
Messenger RNA from Rana temporaria (common frog), 5792 nucleotides. RefSeq names its product PAS domain containing serine/threonine kinase (gene PASK). Gene Ontology annotation, molecular function: ATP binding; protein serine/threonine kinase activity. The record is from RefSeq and is a predicted model, not a curated record. NCBI's taxonomy places the organism in Eukaryota, Metazoa, Chordata, Amphibia, Anura, Ranidae. Gene Ontology annotation, cellular component: cytosol; cytoplasm; nucleus. The coding region runs from base 422 to 3865 and encodes 1147 amino acids. Gene Ontology annotation, biological process: protein phosphorylation; intracellular signal transduction; negative regulation of glycogen biosynthetic process. The transcript is spliced from 18 exons.